This is a messenger RNA of Xenopus laevis (African clawed frog), 2774 nucleotides long. It is a transcript of the gene fshb.L, whose product is annotated as follicle stimulating hormone subunit beta L homeolog. Gene Ontology annotation, biological process: signaling; follicle-stimulating hormone signaling pathway; cell communication. NCBI's taxonomy places the organism in Eukaryota, Metazoa, Chordata, Amphibia, Anura, Pipidae. Gene Ontology annotation, cellular component: extracellular region; cytoplasm. The record is from RefSeq and is marked provisional. Gene Ontology annotation, molecular function: follicle-stimulating hormone activity; hormone activity.
CAUCCACCUCCGACACAGCAAUAAAGUGUGUCCUUAAGAAAACCUUCUGUAUUGGUAGAAUGGAGAGACUUUUUGUGUACGUGCUCGUUCUGUGUUGGAAGAUGAUUCCAUGCAGCUCGUGUGAGUUGUCCAACAUAACAAUCGUGUUGGAGAAGGAAGGAUGUGACACCUGCAUCACUGUGAAUGCCACUUGGUGCUCAGGAUACUGCUUAACCAGGGACUCUUCUUCAAAGCAUCCGCUCAUCAAACAGGUUCAGCAUGUGUGCACCUACACGGAUAUCACUUAUGAAACAGUGAAAUUGCCGGGCUGUGCCGAGGAUGUCGAUCCCUUUUACUCCUAUCCUGUGGCCGUAGACUGUCACUGUGAUCUUUGUAACAUUCACACAACAGACUGCACAGUGAGAAGUUUGGGGCCCUCCUACUGUUCUCUCGACCAAGAAAAGGAAGACAUAGAAAACAAUUAAGCCUCUUUGUUAGUGAUGGGCGAAUCUGUGCCGUUUCACCAAAUAAUUUGUGAAUUAACAGCAAAACUCUAGAAGCGGCAAAAAAUUUGCAAAACCCAUUGGGCGUCAAAAUAAUUUUGACACAUGCGACAAUUUUUAUAUGGACAACUAUUUUGUCUAAAGUCAAUUGGUGUCCGAAUAAUUUUGAUGCGCGGAAUUUUUAUUUUGACGCCUGCAGUUAAAAACGUGGCUUAACGUGAAAAAAUUGCCAUGAAUUUGUGCCUGGCGAAUUUAUUCGCCCAUCACUACUCUUUGUAUAUUGUUGUUUUGGUUUAUCCUAAAAGUAGUUGCCCUUUGCAUCAAACCAGACGAUAUAAGCCAUACCAUAUACCAUAUCCGGAAACCAUUUAUCCAGAAAGCUCUGACUUAUGGAAAGGCCAUCUCCCAUAGACUCCAUUUUAUCCAAAUAAUCCAAAUUUUUAAAAAAGAUUUCCUUCUUCUCAAUAACAAUAAAACAGUAGCUUGUACUUGAUCCCAACUAAGAUAUAAUUAAUCCUCAUUGGAAGCAAAACCAGCCUAUUGGGUUUAUUUAAUGUUUACAAGAUUUUCUAGUAGACUUAAGGUAUGAAGAUCCAAAUUACGGAAAGAUCUGUUAUCUGGAAAACCCUAGGUGCCAAGCAUUCUGGAUAACAGGUUACAUACCAUAUACUAGUUUGUCACUGCUUCAAUAACAUAUCUACGUGAUAUUUAUAUGGGAUAGACCACUAUGGUAGUUUCCUCUGUUUUUAAAGACAAACUCACCCAUAAUGUCCAACUAGUCACCUCUGUGCAGUUGUUGUAGUGUGAUAUAAGCCAUUUUGUGGACACUGUUAUUAAGACAAGACUUGCAUCAUCUCAGAAUCUUGUUUAUGCACCAGAAUGGGGGACCUGAUGUCCAUCCCCAUGCCCUGGCUACACAAUUAAAUGGUGAAGGGAACGGGGAAUGUGUGAAGAGCAAUGACAUCUAGGAAGUGCUGAAUGGAAAGUGAAAGUAAUUGUCUGCCCUGCCUCUAUGCCUAAGGCAUAGAGGAGGGGCAGACAAUAUUUGAUUGACAGCUGACAUUUUUAAAUGAGCUAUGCAUGCUUUAAUAAAAACUAGAAAUUGGAUUUCAUGCUUAAUUUGAAAACUGACUUUUAUUAUAUAGCUUUUUGUGUCUGGGUGACAGGUCAACUUUAAAUACCCUCCCUCCUGCUGGGGCCAGGAACUGUGAAAUAGUGACGUCACAAUAGUAACUCUGGUGCUGGAUCAACCAGGUCAGGGGAAAAAAAUGAGCUCUUUCCUUAUGGAGCUUGGGGGGAUUAGAGGUCACACUUUACUCAUGUACUCCAGCAGACCACCCACACAGUCAUGGAAUCAUUGACUUUCUGCUGAAACCCGACUACUUUGUUCUCAAUAUUUUCUGAAAAAAAACCACACUGUUUUUUUUGUCUUAUUUAUUAAUAUAUUUUCCCGAAAAUUUUGUUCGCAGGAAAAAAUUAGAAUUUCACAAAUUUUUUCGAUCUUCCACAUGAAAACUCCCAGAUUAUUGCCUGAAAACCCUGAAUUCUUCGGGUUAUUGCACGAAACCUCGGCAGUUCUGAGAUGCCAGAUUUUCGGAUUCUGACUUUUUCCAUCCUCGGGGUAUAAUAAAUUCCGAAGAAUUCGUCUUUUUUUAAAAUUCCGAUUUUAUACAAAAAACUUUUUUUCAGAUUUUCUGCAUUCGGAGUUUAGUAAAUAAACCGCUUAGUCAGUUUGAUUUCAAUGCAAGUACUUGCCUCUGGUUUUAAAAGGAAACAGUUGGAACAACAGGUAUGGAUAUAAAACUCAAGUGUGGACAAGGCCUGAAUAUAUUACUAGAAAUGUGAAUGCUUUAUUUCUACAUGAGCCCCCUUGGAGUUAAAACCUUGUAUUAUCCAAAUAUAUUAAUAUGUCACGACUCUUUUUUUUUGGGGUGGAUUUAAAUUGGCAAUGAAUAAAUAAAACUUUAAUUAGUUCCAUUUUCCAGUUGGUCUAUUAAAAAUGCAAGACCUUUCAUAAAUGUUGCCCGUUCCAAUGUGGAUCAUAAUGUGAGUGACAAAAUGACUGAAGCAAGUGGGAUGCAGAAAUACAGUAUAUUCCUGGGUCUCAAAACCCGGCAACUAAAUUCUGCAUAGAAAAGAUUCGGCGCAUCUGUAUUAUUAUAAUGUGUUUGUUCCGACCUGUUGCUGUCAGAUACAAUGCCUUAUCUAUCUUAUUUUCCUUUCACUGCAAUCUAUUGUUAUAUUUGUAUUGUUUCUUAACUAUGUCUGUUUAAAUAAAAGCCUGUGCUUCUG